This is a messenger RNA of Neltuma alba, 1191 nucleotides long. Its product is annotated as expansin-A11. The record is from RefSeq and is a predicted model, not a curated record. Gene Ontology annotation, cellular component: extracellular region. Lineage: Eukaryota; Viridiplantae; Streptophyta; Magnoliopsida; Fabales; Fabaceae. Gene Ontology annotation, biological process: plant-type cell wall organization.
UAAAUACAAGCUCAGCUUUCCUCCUCAGUCUUCCUCAUUAUCUGAGCAGCUGGUUCACUUGGGUGUCAGCAUUAAGCAGAGCAAGGAAAUGGAGAAAGCAAUGGUUCUUCUGGGCAGCCUGGUGGCAUUAUGGUAUGUCUCAAUGACUGUUUCUGCCUUAGCACCUUCUGGAUGGACCCAAGGACAUGCCACUUUCUAUGGAGGUGGCGAUGCUUCAGGAACCAUGGGAGGAGCUUGUGGAUAUGGAAAUCUGUACGCAACAGGGUAUGGAACAAGAACUGCAGCUUUAAGCACAGCCUUGUUCAAUGAUGGAGCUUCUUGUGGGCAGUGCUUCAAAAUCAUAUGCGAUUAUAAGACAGACCCAAGAUGGUGUUUGAAAGGAAGAUCUGUAACUAUAACUGCCACUAACUUCUGCCCUCCCAAUUACGCUCUUCCAAGCAACAAUGGAGGUUGGUGCAACCCACCUCUGAAGCACUUCGACAUGGCUCAACCCGCUUGGGAAAAGAUCGGUAUUUACAGGGGAGGCAUCAUCCCUGUCUUGUUCCAAAGGGUUCCAUGUAAGAAGCACGGAGGUGUUAGGUUCACUGUGAAUGGAAGAGACUACUUUGAGUUGGUAAUGAUCAGUAAUGUGGCAGGGGCUGGAUCCAUAGCUUCUGUGUCCAUCAAAGGCUCAAAGACUGGGUGGAUGUCUAUGUCCAGAAACUGGGGAGCUAAUUGGCAAUCCAAUGCCUAUCUGAAUGGUCAAUCUUUGUCGUUCAAGGUCACAACCAGUGAUGGAGAAACCAUGUUCCCAAAUGUGGUUCCAUCUUCUUGGAGUUUUGGCCAGACAUUCUCCAGCCAUAUCCAGUUCUAAAGCUUACAGCUGUUAUAUAAAUAUUAUAUAAACUUCUUCUCUGGGUUCUGGGUUCUGGGUUCUGCAUUUUCAUGAACAGAACGGCAGAGGCGUGCUUAUAUAUUAUUGUAUCGGAGCAGCCCGCCACCCUCUCUUUGCUUUUUUUCUCUUUUUGGUGAUCUGGGUUGGUUGGUGGGAUCAAACCUGUCAACUCAUGAAGCUUCCGUAUAUGAUUUAUGGGUUAUGUGUAUUAAUAACAAGAAGGCAGCUUGCAGAAACAAGCUUCUUUCUGAAGUAUACCAUAUAUUGCUGUAAUAUGAAUACUCUUGUUAUAAGUUGAGAUUCUCUGGAUUGUUUUA